Arabidopsis thaliana (thale cress) is the source of this 2310-nucleotide messenger RNA. It is a transcript of the gene LAC6, whose product is annotated as laccase 6. Bases 601 to 2310 code for a protein of 569 amino acids. The transcript has 6 exons. Gene Ontology annotation, biological process: lignin catabolic process. The record is from RefSeq and is marked reviewed. Gene Ontology annotation, molecular function: hydroquinone:oxygen oxidoreductase activity; copper ion binding; oxidoreductase activity. Gene Ontology annotation, cellular component: apoplast. NCBI's taxonomy places the organism in Eukaryota, Viridiplantae, Streptophyta, Magnoliopsida, Brassicales, Brassicaceae.
CUUUGGCAAAUGAAGGCGUGCACGAACUUUUGAUGAUGACACGACCAAUAAAGAAUUAAGACCAUCCAAACUUCCGACCAAGAAGCUUGAUCCCUUCUUACUCUUUCUUCUUCUUUCUCUUUCAACACUCUAAAAAACCCCAACACGACCCUACUAAACACUCUCUAAUCAUGCUAAAUCAUGCACCUCACUAAUCCCGGCUGAUCCUAAAGUUGAUGAUUAACGACCUGUCAAAAGAAAUAGUCAUUAGGUCACCGGGUUGGUCCAGAUCAGUCAGCGGUUUGGUAGAGAAUCCUGCAUCAUAAUGUAUAAAGCUUUUACUGAUUCAAAAUCAAAGAGCAGACACUAACUAAGAGUAUCUUUCUCCUUUUAUAGUAACUCGUGUGUUGCCUUCAAUCUCACGCUGGGGUCAAGAAACAAGUCACGCUUUCCCAACACCUUAUAAUCACUAAUGUCUCUGUUCCCAACUCUCCAAAUCAUGAAACUUUUCCUCAACUCUAUUUAUUUUAUUUCCUAUUUUUCGCCUUCAGACGCUAUAAAAACCAGUUGCAUUAAGCAGUAUCUUUCAACCUCAAAUCUCCUUGUCUCUUUCCAUUCAAGAUGACCAGUUCAGCUGUCCCGUCCUUGUUCCGGCUUAGCUUUCUCUUGUUCACUCUUCAAGUAAUGAAUAUUGGCAGGAUUGGCGCUGCAACUAGAUUCUACCAAUUCAAGGUACAAACAAUAAGACUCACCAGGCUAUGCCAAACAAACGAGAUUGUAACAGUCAACAAGAAAUUCCCUGGCCCGGCGAUAUCUGCUCAAGAAGAUGACAGAAUUGUCAUUAAAGUCAUCAACAUGACUCCCUAUAAUACCACAAUUCAUUGGCAUGGUAUUAAGCAAAAACGAUCAUGUUGGUAUGAUGGUCCAUCUUAUAUCACACAAUGUCCAAUUCAGAGUGGACAAAGUUUCACAUACAACUUCAAAGUGGCACAACAAAAGGGCACAUUUUUAUGGCAUGCACACUUUUCUUGGCUUAGAGCUACAGUAUAUGGUCCGCUUAUUGUAUAUCCUAAAGCAUCUGUUCCUUACCCAUUCAAGAAACCCUUCAACGAGCAUACAAUUCUCCUAGGAGAGUAUUGGCUUAAGAACGUGGUAGAGCUUGAACAACAUGUACUGGAAAGUGGAGGACCUCCUCCUCCAGCAGAUGCAUUCACAAUUAAUGGUCAACCAGGACCUAACUACAAUUGCUCCUCUAAAGAUGUUUAUGAGAUUCAGAUAGUACCAAGGAAGAUAUACCUGCUAAGACUGAUAAAUGCUGGUAUUAACAUGGAGACCUUCUUCACCAUAGCUAAUCACAGGUUGACCAUAGUGGAAGUAGAUGGCGAAUACACCAAGCCUUAUACAACAGAGCGUGUGAUGCUUGUACCUGGACAGACAAUGAACAUUCUUGUCACAGCUGAUCAAACCGUUGGGAGAUACUCCAUGGCCAUGGGUCCGUACGAGUCUGCAAAGAACGUCAAGUUUCAAAACACAUCAGCAAUAGCUAAUUUCCAAUACAUUGGUGCAUUGCCUAACAAUGUAACAGUACCAGCUAAGUUACCUAUUUUCAAUGAUAAUAUUGCUGUUAAGACUGUCAUGGAUGGGCUCAGAAGUCUAAAUGCAGUUGAUGUUCCAAGAAACAUUGACGCUCAUCUCUUUAUCACAAUCGGGCUAAAUGUAAACAAAUGCAACUCUGAAAAUCCAAACAACAAGUGCCAAGGGCCCAGAAAAGGAAGACUAGCAGCUUCAAUGAACAACAUAAGCUUCAUCGAACCUAAAGUCUCGAUUUUGGAAGCAUAUUACAAGCAACUGGAAGGUUACUUCACUUUAGAUUUCCCAACCACGCCGGAAAAAGCCUAUGACUUUGUCAAUGGGGCACCCAAUGACAUAGCCAAUGACACGCAGGCUGCAAAUGGGACCAGAGCAAUAGUUUUCGAGUAUGGGAGCAGGAUACAAAUCAUCUUCCAGAAUACUGGCACACUCACAACAGAAAAUCAUCCAAUUCAUCUUCAUGGACACAGCUUUUAUGUCAUUGGCUAUGGCACAGGAAACUAUGAUCAACAAACAGCAAAAUUUAACCUGGAGGAUCCUCCUUACUUGAACACUAUUGGAGUCCCAGUAGGAGGUUGGGCGGCAAUUCGGUUUGUUGCCAACAAUCCAGGGCUCUGGUUAUUGCAUUGUCAUUUUGACAUCCAUCAAACAUGGGGAAUGAGCACAAUGUUUAUAGUGAAAAAUGGCAAGAAGGUGCAAGAGAGUUUGCCUCAUCCUCCUGCAGAUCUACCAAAGUGCUAG